Messenger RNA from Neurospora hispaniola, 1227 nucleotides. Its product is annotated as S-adenosyl-L-methionine-dependent methyltransferase. The transcript has a single exon. NCBI's taxonomy places the organism in Eukaryota, Fungi, Ascomycota, Sordariomycetes, Sordariales, Sordariaceae. The record is from RefSeq and is a predicted model, not a curated record. Bases 261 to 1040 code for a protein of 259 amino acids.
UCAAAUUCGAAGAAAGAAACUCCCAAUGACGCUUAUUCUAGGAAACUUUCAUCCAUGGAGGCAGGAGAGGGGGUUUGAUGCGCUAGUUACAUGCUACCCAAUAGAUCGCUUAGUAAUAUCUCUUCUUCCCCAACUUCCCCUCCUUUCAUCUUGACCACUCAAUAACACUUAUCAUCCUCAAUCCCAAACUUAACCACAGCCAUAACUUUCAACUUCAAUUUCAGCCUCAGACCCACACACAAACCACUCACCUACCCACCAUGGCAUCCUCAACCGCCAACACAACCACAGACCCAAUUUCCACCACCGGCACCGGUAACGCCCGUUUCAACGCCGACGCUGCCAACUGGGACUCCAACCCAUCCAUCCAACUCGCCACCUCCUUAGCCUUCGAAUCCUACCUCUCCCGCUUGCCCCCUCCCUCAGAACUAUCGUCUUUCAACGUCCUCGAAAUCGGCUGCGGCACUGGCUUGCUAUCUCUCCUUCUCGCACCCCACGUCCGCUCCCUCGCAGCCGUCGACGCGGCGGAGGGUAUGAUUGACGUGCUCACUCACAAGUUAUCGCCUGGCGGUACCUAUGAGCAAGUGAAGAACGUUCGGCCAGUUACAGCACUGCUUGAGGAGCCGGAAGACCCUAUCAUCAAGAUCGAUCCCGUCACAGGGGAGGCGUGGGAGGGCAAGUUCAAUUUGGUUAUUUCGCAUCUGGUGUUGCACCACGUUGCUGAUCUGACGGCGCUGUUCAAGACCAUCUAUGGUACCCUAAAACCUGGCACUGGUAGGGUGGUGACGACGGACUUUGAGAAUUUCGGACCGGAAGCGAGGAGGUUUCAUCCGGAGGCUAAGAUGGAUGGAGUGGAGAGGCAUGGGAUUACCAAGGAGGAAAUGGAGGAGAUAUUGAAGGGGGUGGGGUUUGAGGAGGUUAAAGUUGAGAGGGGGUUUGUACUGCAGAAAAGGGUGGAGAGUGAGCCGGGGAAGGGGGAUAUGGAGAGGGGACCGGUGAUGGAGUUUCCGUUCUUGGUUUGUGAGGGGAGGAGGGUUUGAGUGUGGUCGACCAUGUUGGGAAGGCGUGAUGGAAAGGGUUUGAUAUUGGUAUGAUUUGGGACGAGAUGCGCUUUCUUUAGCGAACUAAGAGUCUGAGCGGUUUCUGGGUCGGUGCGGAACUGUCAGCUUGGGAUCUUGAAGAUGGUAGAGGUUUGUCGGACCUUAGUUCCCGUUUUACUUCGCCAAA